Molecule: messenger RNA, 1997 nt
Organism: Leptopilina heterotoma
Lineage: Eukaryota; Metazoa; Arthropoda; Insecta; Hymenoptera; Figitidae
Product: xylulose kinase
Exons: 12
Coding region: 180-1775 (531 amino acids)
Biological process (GO): xylulose metabolic process; D-xylose metabolic process
Cellular component (GO): cytosol
Molecular function (GO): D-xylulokinase activity
Source: RefSeq, a predicted model, not a curated record
UCACACACAGCCAGCCACCCACCAAUGUUGACAAGUGUUGUUAUUGCUUGCAAGGAAGAGUUAGAAUUAUUCCACGUCGUUCCUCCGUUUAGAAACCGGUUUCACGUUUUCAGUUCUAUAACCGUAGUAACGUAGUAACUAUAUAUCCAGUACCUGUACAUUCCUACGUCCUACACAGUAUGGAUGAAUCACACAACACAACAUACUUAGGUUUAGAUCUCAGUACUCAGCAGUUGAAGGCAAUAGUUGUCAAUGGAGAUCUUCAAGUUUUAUGCGAAACAAAUGUUCAAUUUGACAAUGACUUACCGGAAUUCAGAACAUAUGGAGGUGUACUCCAAAGAAAAGAAAGACCUAACGUAGUGACGGCUCCUACUCUAAUGUGGGUAAAAGCAUUAGAUAUGAUUCUCGACAAACUCCGUGUUUGCGGUGUAGAUUUUAGUAAAGUAGCAGCAAUAUCUGGCUGUGCUCAGCAACAUGGAACCGUCUAUUGGACAAAAGGCGGAAGAAACAGUUUAAGAAACUUAAAUCCAGAAAAAUUUCUUCAUGAGCAGUUAGCGAUGUCAUUUUCUCUAACUUUAUCUCCUGUAUGGAUGGACUCUAGUACAACCAAAGAAUGUAAUUUAUUUGAAGAAACUGCAGGCAGCCCUGAAAAACUAGCCGAACUAACAGGAUCCCGUGCUUAUGAGAGAUUCUCAGGUCCACAAAUUGCCAAAAUUUCAAUCGAGAAGCCAGAAGUCUACAGUAGUACAGAGAGAAUUUCGUUGAUAAGCAGCUUCCUUGCUUCUUUAAUUUUGGGAGAUUUUGCCCCAAUAGACUUUUCUGAUGCUUCUGGAAUGAAUUUAAUGGAUAUACGAUCUAAAGAAUGGUGUGAAGAACUUCUUCAGUUGUGCGGGACAGAUUUAAGAAAUAAACUUGGCAAACCAGUUUCGUCAAAUAGUGAUAUUGGUCCAAUAUCCAACUAUUUUGUAGAAAGAUUUGGAUUUGAUGAAAGAUGUAGGAUUAUUGCAUUCACGGGAGACAAUGCAAGUUCCUUGUCAGGAUUGAAACUAAGAAAAGAAGACAUUGUUUGCAGUCUAGGAACUAGUGACACUCUUUUUUUUGGACUCAAUGAACCCAAGACGAUUACAGAAGGACAUGUCUUUUGCAAUUCUUUGGAUGACCAAACUUACAUUACUUUGCUUUGUUUCAAAAAUGGAUCCUUGACCCGCAAGAGAAUAUGCGACAGUGCAGCACAAGGUUCGUGGCCCAUUUUCAAUGAAUUAUUGGAGAGCACGCCACGAGGGAAUUUUGGAAAUUUAGGACUAUAUUUUGAUUCUCAGGAAAUUUUACCUUCUGUUAUUGGAGAUUAUAGAUUUAAUAAAGCAAACGAGAAAAUAAAUCGAUACAGUUCGAAGGAAGUGGAAGUAAGAGCUCUAAUAGAGGGACAAUUCAUCGCCAAAAGAGCGUACGCCGAAGACUUUGGUUUUUCGAUCGGACCAAAUACAAGAAUUAUAGCCACUGGAGGUACCUCAGUGAAUAAAGCAAUUUUGCAAGUUCUUGCCGACGUUUUCAACUCACCAGUUUACAUAUCGAAUGUUGUGAACACAGCAGCAAUGGGCGCCACAUAUCGUGCAAAAUUUGCAUUAUUAAAAAAUGAUAAUAUUCUGGAGGAUUUAAUAAAUAAUUUGCCGGAGCCAAUUUUAUUUUGUGAGCCUUACCAUGACGCAGACACAAUAUACAAGCCUAUGAUCUUAAGGUAUAGAAAUAUAAUUAAGCAACUAACAACGAAACUUUAAAAAUUGUUAAUGAAAAAGAGAGAAUCCAGUCAACUGCGAAUUACACUUGCCUAGGAUUCCGUUCACGAAUAUUUUUUUCGAAACUUUUUAGGUUUUUCUAGAAAAUUCUAUUUCAAUAAAAUCAAAUAAGGUUUGAUAUACUUUUAUUAAAAUAAAUUACACACGAAACUAACGCAUAAAGUAAUGAAAUUGAUGUAAUAUAAUAAAGUUAAUUUAAAUUAA